ACCCUAUUCACUGAACCAAACACCCCUGUAACAAGAGAAACAGUUUCACUGUUCAGUCACGGCCACGCGUCAUCGUCACCAUUACCUUCCUCUCUCUCACUUGGCUCCUCCAUUUUAAAACCUCCUCACUUCACACUCUAUGAACAGAUCCAUCGCGCACACACACGCUAUAGAAGUAUAGAGAGAAACAUGAACGGCCUGAAAACGCCGCCGGAAAUCGGGAUACAGCUGCCGGAGGCGAAAGUGGCGGCGGAGACGGGGACAAUGAGCGGGCCGCUAGUGCCUCCCAGGUCUGACCGGAGUGUUCGCCGGGGAACUGACGUUGCUCACGUCGUUCUCCGGUUCGUUUGUCUUUUAACCUCGGUGAUAGCUCUGUCGUUGAUGGCCACAGCUAAGGAAGCUGCCUCCAUCUCCAUCUAUGGUUUCCUCCUCCCGGUUUCCUCCAAGUGGUCCUUCUCCGACUCCUUUGAGUAUUUGGUCGGAGUUUCGGCAGCUGUUGCUGCUCACGCUUUGCUGCAACUGAUUAUUAGCGUAUCAAGGCUGUUGAGGAAGUCUCCAGUGAUUCCCUCUCGGAAUCAUGCAUGGCUCAUUUUUGCUGGAGAUCAGGUCUUUGCAUACGCGAUGUUGAGUGCUGGGUCAGCUGCUUCAGGAGUCACCAACCUAAACCGCACGGGAAUACGACAUUCGCCUCUACCAAAUUUCUGUAAGCCCUUACAUAGCUUCUGCGACCAUGUUGCUGCCUCAAUAGCCUUCACUUUCUUCAGUUGCUUCUUGCUUGCCACCUCUGCCAUUUUAGAUGUAAUUUGGCUAUCCAAGUACUAAAUUUCCACUUCAUACAACUAUGUUGUGCACAUCCUAUAUGAAUAUAUAUGGAUUUGAGAAAAGACCUGCAGUUCUGCAGCCUUCUGGGUACUGGUAUUUUUGGGGUUCAGGGCACAGACUGUCUUUUGUAAAGAAUGAAACAACCUCCUGUGAUGUGAACGACAUAAACACUAUAUAAUCGAUGGCUGAAAUGUCAAAAUGCAUGUGCAGUUGUAGAUUUUAUAAUCGGCUUGAGUUGGUAACUAAAUUUGCGAGGUUAAUUAUUCAAGUUAAAUUUCUGA
Messenger RNA from Vitis riparia (riverbank grape), 1103 nucleotides. Its product is annotated as CASP-like protein 3A1. The coding region runs from base 190 to 822 and encodes 210 amino acids. Lineage: Eukaryota; Viridiplantae; Streptophyta; Magnoliopsida; Vitales; Vitaceae. The transcript is spliced from 3 exons. The record is from RefSeq and is a predicted model, not a curated record.